Messenger RNA from Chanos chanos (milkfish), 2418 nucleotides. RefSeq names its product zinc finger protein 497-like. The record is from RefSeq and is a predicted model, not a curated record. NCBI's taxonomy places the organism in Eukaryota, Metazoa, Chordata, Actinopteri, Gonorynchiformes, Chanidae. The transcript is spliced from 7 exons. The coding region runs from base 1 to 2418 and encodes 805 amino acids.
AUGCAGUUAAGCACAGGGUUUGCUCCCAGUGCACCAGCAACAUCACUGGCAAAAUCGACAUCUAUACAGCCAAUGAGAGUACACAAAGAAUGUGAGCAUGUGAAGAAUGUGAAGCUUCAGAGUUCUGCAGACUCAGACGUUUCCCAAGAUGAUCCUCCUCAACCCAGACCACCCCCUGAGCCCCCCUUAGAUGCCUCACCUCAGGAAAUCCAACCCACAGUGCCUCAGAACCCUUCCAGAACCCAACCCAACUCCUCACAGACGGAGCUCAGCAGUCUACAGAACCAGGAAGAUCGAAGCCGAACCAAGAAUCUGACGGUGAACCUUAAGCGGACUCUGCCAACCGCCCAGAGUUUGAAGCUGAGGCAGGUUCCGUCCGCACCACUCAUUCGUUACCAGUGCGGAGAGUGCAAAGCUCUUUUUGUCUCGCUGAGUCUCUGGCAACGCCAUAGCAAACUGGGCCUGUGCUCCACCACUGGGAUAGAGGACAAAAGUGAUGAAGAGAAAGUGGAGGACGUCAAAAGUGAGGUUCAGACAUGCCUGUGUAUUCAGUGUGGUUCCAGUUUCAACUCCGAAGAGGCAUUAGCCACUCACCGCAGUUCCCACCACGGCCUGAAGGGGGCACUACACCGAUGCCCCAUCUGUACACAGGAGUUCAUGAACACCACGCAGUUCCUCUACCACCGGCGGCAACACCGUCAGAAAGGUGAGGAGGCUGUACCAACACACAGCGCCAACCCUAUGCCGGGAUCACUCCGACAGAGGACAACAGAGGGGGAGAGGUGGAAUUUGACAACAAAGGAUGGGAGCUCUGAGGAAGAUGGAGGGAGCUCCGCCCCUGGCAUGCACAUAGCCACGCCCACAGCCACGCCCACUGAACUCACCCCUUUGCCCCAGAAAUCCUCGUCUUCGGCUCCUGAGCCAUGCCCAGUGUGCGGGCAGCUCUUUAAACGCCGCUGUCACCUCCGUGCCCACCUGCAGCGCCACAGCGGCCAGAAACCCCACAGAUGCCCGCUCUGCCCAAAAACCUUCGCCUACAAGAGCAACCUGGGCCGCCACAGGCUGGUCCACGGUGCCAACCGGCCAUACUCGUGCCAACGCUGUGGGAAGGGCUUCACCCAGUCUGGCUCACUCAAACAACACAUGCUACUGCAUGCCCGGAACGAUGCCAACCAGCAGCACACAGAGAGAGAAGAAGAGGAGGAAGGGGAGGAGCAGGAGGAGGGGAAGGGAGGGAAGAAGGGAGAAGAGGAGAAAGGCAAAGAAGAGAAAGCACUGUUGUCUUUCUCCUCUACUGACUGUUCCAACACCUACUGUUCUCACAGCAAGCUGCUAGAGCAUAGGUCUGUUCACACCGGUCAGUUCUCCUGCUCUGUCUGUGGCCAGUACUUCCCCCGGAAGAGGAGCCUCCAACUUCACGUACUGUCACACCAAGGAAAACAGCCACUGACCUGCCCUCAUUGCUCAGACCAGUACCUCAACAGGUCCCAACUGGAUGCUCAUUUGCCACGCUGUGCAGGGGGGGCGGGGCUAUGCACAGAGGAAGGCAUGGGAUUGCCUGGGAGGGGUUUUGGUGGGCGGGCCGGGCGUGUGGGCAGGUUAAGCUGUGAUCUGUGUGGGCAUCGCUGUGUGACUCAGGAAGGGCUGGACCUUCACCGCAUGUCUCACUCUGGCCAAACGCCCUUACGCUGCCCGCUGUUGCCGUGCCGACGGCGUUUCGUCACCGAUGCUGCGCUGCAGGAUCAUUUGCUCACCCACUGCCCCUCCCCCUCAGAAUCAGGCUCCGUUGACACCAUGGUUAAGCCCCGCCCAUACCACUGCCAACACUGUGGGAAGGAUUUCACCACUGCUUCAUCCCUCAACGUCCACCUCAGGGUGCACACUGGAGAACGACCCUUUCAGUGUGGCCAGUGUGGUAAGUGUUUCCGGCAGAUUCCACACCUGCGGGAUCAUGAGCGUUUGCACAGUGGAGAGCGGCCGUUUGUCUGCAGCGUAUGUGGUCGGGGUUUUGUCCUGGCUGCUCGACUGGCAGAACACGCUCGCACCCACAGCGGCGACAAACCCUACCAGUGCUCCCAGUGCCACAGGGCCUUCCGUUCCCUCUCCAACCUGGGCAAGCACCGCAAGACUCACAGUCGUCCUGGCAACAUCCCUCCCGAUGCCCUGGGUGCCAUAGAGGGGCAAGAUGGGGGCGGAGCUCUCUCUAAAGGAGACGGAGGGACGACUGUUCACACCAUCUUCCUGGUUCAGCCUCAACAAGCUCUGCCUCCUGUUGACACCGCCCCCUCCUCCAUCACCACCGUACCCUCUCCCGCCCCCUUGGUCCUCCUGCAGCCUGUAGUUACUGUUAGUGAUGAACAACAAGGGACAGUCAUGCAUCAUGCCAUUGAAGUCAUUGUUUCAGAGACAGGAGAUUAG